CGAGAUCUCAAAAGCAGCACAGCGCCAAUAGCUGCCCGAAGCGGACAGCAAAGGUUGAUUCCGAAUCCAAAGGCAGCCUCUGCUUGCCAGCCGGCGCUCCAAGGAGUACUCCGAGCACGCCAUCGACGCGAGGGCAGCACCAUGAGCGCCCUCGAGCACUACGCGGCGCCAUCACAUGUCGCGCCGAGCGGCGGCUUCGCUACUGAAGACGCUUCGAAAGAGGACACGGGUAAGGAGAACAGAGAUAGGUACCACUGGAACGAGUGGGACCUGACGCAGAACGGGGGGUGGCUCAAGGACUGGCUCGAGCUGAACAUGGACCAGAAGACUGUGUAUGAUUCUGACGAGUAUCUCAUACGACUAAGGAACUGCUACCGCGACACGGGCGAAGCUGUGAUCAACCAGCGGAAGGGCAAGAUGUUUGCUACAUAUAACUUAGAUCUCAUGGUCAAGUGGUACGCGUGCCAUCGUAUUGAUGGCAAAAUUAUUGGGGAGUGUCGCGGGCGGUUCAAGGUCACGGAUUUCAGUUCGGAGCACUGCCUACCAACGGGUUUGUGUAAGGAAGGGGCUGAGGAUGAAUACGUCGGGACGCAUGAGAAUCAAGGCGAGUGGGAGUUCAAGAAGUCCAAUGCGCCGCAAGGACCGGGUGCGGACCAGGUGGACCCCAAACUAAAAGCUCCGGAGGUUGAUAUUUCUGAUGCGGAGGCUCAUCUCAAAAAAAUUGUUGGGGAGCGGGGCUGGUUGCCCGUUCGGGAGCGGUUGACGCACCUACAUAAACAUCUGGCGAAAGUCGCCGACGCGAAGAGAGAUGGGGUGACCUUGAUGCCUGAGUUGUUACCUGAAUUAGAAUGCGAUAUCGCUUUACGAGAAAAGCAGACGACCGAUCGGUAUGUGAAAGGCGUCAAAGCGGGUCUGAGGAACACGGAUAAAUUUGCCCCGAUGAUCGCAUCCGUUUCUGAUCGGACAUGUAUCAAGUGUGACUUGAGAUGUUUAUCCUUGUCUGAUAACGAUAUGGGAGCUAUUGUCGAGGCCCUGCCUCCCAAAAAUUAUGAGGUAAGUGAGGGCGAAGUCGGUCUCGAGAGCAUCGACCUGUCCUACAACGAAAUUACGGAUAGUGGCGUCCAGAAAUUGAUGUUCGCGCUCGCCGCGGGGGCCGCGCCGCACCUGAAGCAAAUCAAUGUGCACAAGACGUCGAUCACCGAGGUGUCGCGGCGG
Molecule: messenger RNA, 1215 nt
Organism: Pelagomonas calceolata
Lineage: Eukaryota; Pelagophyceae; Pelagomonadales; Pelagomonadaceae
Source: the annotation of a GenBank genome assembly